Salarias fasciatus (jewelled blenny) is the source of this 4879-nucleotide messenger RNA. It is a transcript of the gene ttll4, whose product is annotated as tubulin tyrosine ligase-like family, member 4. Gene Ontology annotation, molecular function: tubulin binding; tubulin-glutamic acid ligase activity. The transcript is spliced from 21 exons. Gene Ontology annotation, biological process: protein polyglutamylation; microtubule cytoskeleton organization. The record is from RefSeq and is a predicted model, not a curated record. The coding region runs from base 512 to 3169 and encodes 885 amino acids. NCBI's taxonomy places the organism in Eukaryota, Metazoa, Chordata, Actinopteri, Blenniiformes, Blenniidae. Gene Ontology annotation, cellular component: ciliary basal body.
UCAGUCGGUCUGUGUGGCCGGUACCGGACGAUCCACGACGGUGAGUUCCGCUCAGAGGAACCGGUACCGGGCAGCAGGAGGAGCGGAUGUGAAGUCCCGGAUUGACCGGACUGGACGUGUCGUCACGGGCUCGGAGUUCACUGCGCGGCGGCGGCUCGUGUUGUGGUUGUUGCUAAGCUAACUCCGCGUGAGGACCGCAGACAGGUUAGUGAUGGUAACCGGCCACUAGUUACAAGUUAGUGAAGGCUACCGAGUACUGUGUGUGGAGGUCCAGCUCUUCUGGUGACUCGAACUGUCUCAGGUCUUUUCUCAGACUCGGGGCUCUGUGCCCCUCUGACUCUGUUGCCCACCCCCGCCAGGGUCUGUUGACCCCCCCCAGGGGUCUUAGUGGGGCAGCAGGAAUGCGAUCUGCUUGUCGGGGUUCGUCCAGAACUUGUUGGUUGACUUGGAGGUGACGUCUGAGGGAACUCUCAGUCUUUGACUCCACCGCCACUUCCUCCACGCUUUGGCCAUGCCCACCAAUCAGUCGUCCCCGUGGGACGGGAGGAAGCUGCGGCCCCGCCCUGACGGUACUGCCACCGCAGCCACCAGAGUGCCUUCAGCUCAGCUCUGUGACGGUCCGUCCACUCGGACAGACCGGGCCAAAGACGUCUCCCUGUGGGGGGGCGACACUGGCGAUCCACCUGCCCCCUGGAUUUGCCCCACCACUGUGCCCCCCGGGUGUUUGCCCCCCGAGCUGCAGCGUGCUGACGGGCCACCCAGACGUCCACAGCAGCUGAUCAGGAGACUGAACACCAAGCAGCUCGGCAUCGCGUCUAAAGAUGCUGAAUCCUUCCCAUUGCCUUCUCAGUGCCUUCAGCACCAGCAGGCCUCCUCCACCUCCUCGCCGCGGGUCUCCACCUCCUCCCGGAGAGACGCCCGUGCCACCCGGCGAAUCCUCUCCGGUAAGGUGUCCAGACGGCGCCCGGCGGUGAGCAGGCGCCCGCUGUCUGCAGAGCGGCAGCUGCUGGUGAGAGGAUGUCCUCCUGCGGGGUUUUCCUCAGCAGCAGCUGGAAGCAAACGGACACCAGGCCUGGACAGGAGGAGCAGCUCCCAGGAGGAGGUGGAGGAGGCGGUGCACAUCACAGUGAGCUCCGUCACCUCGCACAUCUCCUCCAUCUGCCUCAGCACACCUGCACCACCUGCAGCUCCUGCACCUCCUGCAGCUCCUGCAGCCUCCUCUCCGCCUGGACCUCCUGCAUGUGACACUGUAACGUCUGGCGAUCAGAGGUCAAACCAUGGGAUGCAAGCAAAUGUGGGGGAGGAGGAUGAGGAGGAGCCCAAUGAAGAUCUGGAGAACAACCUGAGUGAUGAGUCGGACUGCUGUUCCAUCACUGCCACGUCCUCCUGCACCUCCAUAGCUGCAUCCUGCAGCAUCGAGGAACCCAUGUCAGCCGAAGACGUCGAGGAACAUCCGGCUCUGGUUCCCAGUUUGUUCCCCCUCACCGCCCCGACUCUGUACUUCAGCACAGCUAAUGAGAAAGUGGAGCUGCUGCCUGCAGAGCAGCGCCGGCUGUUGAAAUGGAAGCUGACUACCGUCACUCCAAACGUGGUGAAACACACCAUCGCCAGGUCGCACUUCAAGGUCACCAAAAAGAGCAGCGACUGGCUGGGCUGCUGGGGACACCACAUGAAGUCUUCUGGCUUCAAGGCGCUGGCUGAGCACCAGAAGCUGAAUCACUUCCCGGGGACGUUCCAGAUCGGCAGGAAGGACCGGCUGUGGAGGAACCUGUCCAAGAUGCAGCUCCGCUUCGGGAAGCAGGAGUUCGGCUUCUUCCCGCGAACCUUCGUCCUCCCCCAGGAUAUCAAGCUGCUGCGCAAGGCCUGGGAGGACGCCGGCUCCAGGCAGAAGUGGAUCAUCAAGCCUCCGGCCUCGGCCAGAGGAAUCGGGAUCCAGGUGAUCCACAAGUGGAGCCAGCUUCCCCGAAAGAGACCUCUGCUGGUGCAGAAGUACCUCCACAAGCCCUACCUCAUCGGCGGCAACAAGUUCGACCUGCGCAUCUACGUCUACGUCACGUCCUACGACCCGCUCAGGGUCUACAUCUUCUCCGACGGGCUCGUUCGGUUCGCCAGCUGCAAGUACUCGUCUUCCAUGAAGACUCUGAGCAACAAGUUCAUGCACCUGACCAACUACAGCGUCAACAAGAAGAACGCCGAGUACCAGAGCAACAGCGACGACAAGGCCUGCCAGGGACACAAGUGGGCUCUGAAGGCCUUGUGGCAGUACCUCGGCUGCAGAGGAAUCAACACCACGCUGAUCUGGGAGAAGAUUAAAGACAUUGUCAUCAAGACCAUCAUCGCGUCGGAGCCGUACGUCAACAGUCUGCUGAAGAUGAACGUCCGCUCCACGUACAGCUGCCACGAGCUGUUCGGCUUCGACAUCAUGCUGGACGAGAACCUGAAGCCCUGGAUCCUGGAGGUCAACAUCUCCCCCAGCCUCCACUCCAACACGGCGCUGGACGUCUCCAUCAAAGGUCAGAUGAUCCGGGACCUGCUGAACCUCGCAGGCUUCCGUAUUCCUCAGAGAGAGGAGCUGCUCAGUCCCUGCAGCAGCGCCUCCAGCUCCAGCAGCAGUCUGUGUGGAGGCAGCAGAGAACGGAGCCGAGUGGAGCUGUCUGCAGACGAGAAGGUCAAACGAGCGUUUUACCUCACACAGCGCUACGCCGAGCAGGACUUCCUGUCCUCGGUGCUGGACGUGUUGACGCCCGAAGACGUCCGUGUCCUCUCUGAAAGCGAAGACGAGCUGAGUCGCCGUGGAGACUUUGAGCGCAUCUUCCCUGCUGCGCCCUCCUCUCGAUACCUUCGCUUCUUCGAGUGUCCGCGGUACCUGAACCUCCUGCUGGACCAGUGGGAGCAGAGACACUGGAGCAACAGGACCAAAGGCAUUGAUCUGCUGAGGACUCUGUGUCAGAGAGGAGUCCACCUGGGCACCAACGACCCCGCCCACAUGUGGUCGAAGUGCAGCUACAUCUCCAGGUGUGAAGCCCAGAGACAGGACCUCGUCAGCCCCUCCAGAUCCAGAGUGUUAGUCAGCCAUCACACCGAGGAGGACUCUUCAGACCAGGACGUGUCUUCAGUCUGCAGCCUGCCGAUGUCCCCGAGUCCUGAAUCCAGCGUCCCCGAGUCCUGAAUCCAGUGUCCCCAGCGUCUGCAGCAGUCUGGCCCCGCCCACCCCCUGCUGCCAAGCAGCUUCACCUGAUACUUGCUGAAUCCUCACAGAGAUUGUACCACCGUGGCGGUCCCGAUAAGGGGUCCUCCUCCAUCCAGACCAGACUGUUUCCUACUUUUUUUUUUUUUUUUUUUAUCAACCCUGUGCCAUUUCUGUUGGGACUUCAGUCCAGACCAUCCAAGGGAUCACAUUAGUCCAGUGAGUACGUUGAAUGAAAUGAAGACAUAAACAAUCCCAGAGACAUUAAAUGAGCAGAAAUCCUCUAAGAACUUGAACAAAGUUCCACAGAAAACAUGAGUGACUGCAAGUGCAACAAAAUCCAAGAAGACACGAGAAGAAAGACAAAGUGCUGACUGCACCACAGAACCUUCCCUCUGGGGACUUUGUGUAGGUGACCAGGGCCAGCAGGUGGUCUGAGGCCUGUCCUACCCGGUCCAGACGGGUCCCGGCGUCUUGGUGGCCUCUGGCAUCCUUGUGGGUUCUGGUGUCCCUGCGGCCUCUGCCAUCUUUGUGGCCUUGAGCAGUUCUGCACCUUAGGGCAUCCUCUGGUGUCCCCGGUUCAUUGGGCGUCCAUGUGGCCUUGUGCAUCCCUGCUGCCUCUGGCGAGCGAUUCUGCAGCUGAGCGUGCCCAUGAGCAUCCACACAGCCUCAAGCGUCUUGUGGCGUUGUCGGGCGUCCAUGUGGCCUCAGGCGCCCUCGGGUAACCUUAGACAUUCCUGCUGCCUCUGCCGUCCUCAUGGCCUCAGGCCCCCGUGUUGCGUCGGGCGUUCUCGCGGCUUAGUCACAAAUGUCAGUUUUAAUCGAGACAGGAAAAAAACCCAACAAACAUCAAGGACAACGUGGUCAUUACAAAGGCCCACAGAAGCACUUCGGACUCGAGAAAUACGGCAUCGUGAGUAGGAAUCAGACUGACUCAAAUGAAAAUGUUCCGAUAAAAAGUCUCAUUCAUGGUACUAAAAGCAAAGUCGGACAUCAAAGUGUUAAAUUUACAAGGAAUGGGAAAGGGGGCAGCUGGGUUUAAACCCGGGGAAGUUUCUAAUUCUUAUUGAAGAAAAGCCUCUUUACAUUCAGGAAACUGCCACACAGCCAGACCACAACCAGAACCAGACCAGAUCCAAUCUAUAGCCACAACUAGACCACAUCUAAUCCAAACCUAGAACCAGGCCACCUGAUGGUUAUGAUCCCUGAAUCAGGGCCGAUACCAGUCCAGAAUCGUCUGACCCUGGCAGAGGAGGGAGUCACUGUUGGAAUCCAGAUCUGAGCCGACUGAAGGAGAUGUGAGGUUCCUCAGGGAUGACCACUGAGCCCACUGCACUUCCAACAUGAAGUCAUCUGCAUAAAAACACACUGAAAGAUCAACUCACCUGCUACGUUCUCAUGGAACGUUCCACCUCCUGGAGCAUUCAGGGGAUUAAUCAGGAUGUGAUGUCACCACAGACAGGAAGUGACAUCACACCUGCAGUAAGUGGUUUUCCUUUGAUUACACUGCAGUGAAUGUGCAUUUUUUGCAGUUGGUGCGUUUUUUUUACGCCACAUGUUUACAUCAGGAGGCGUGACGAUGACCAUCGUCUCUUGUUUACGACCAAGGGCUCUUCUCUCAGGAUUUCCAUAUCAAAGUUGUUGAUGGCACAUUGGCAGGGGCUGUUUUCACAAAUUGCCCCUUUGGGGAUG